Acanthocheilonema viteae is the source of this 1080-nucleotide messenger RNA. Lineage: Eukaryota; Metazoa; Nematoda; Chromadorea; Rhabditida; Onchocercidae. The record is from the annotation of a GenBank genome assembly.
AUGGCUGAUGAAAGUAUUUUCGAGAAUGAUCAAUUUGCGGCCGCUCGAAUGAGCUAUAUUAUCGAGAGUGCAAUCUAUGCUUUAGCUAUGUUAUUGGGCCUCGCCGUGUGCUUCUAUACAUUACGCAGAUUUAAUUCUAACUAUCGAAGACAUAUUGUUUUGGCAGCAAGAUUAGUGAAAUUUAAGAUAAGCUUAACAGUAGCAGAUCUCAUUGUACUUUAUGUUUAUGCUCCAACACAAAUCAUUUGGAUUAUUACUUAUAAUUGGUAUGGCGGUGAUUUUUUAUGUCGUACAACAAAAUUUAUCAAUACAUUUUCAUUACAUUUAACAGCAAAUAUGCAAGUGCUUAUUGCAGCAGAUCGUUUGUAUAUCACAACACAUUUACGUCAAAUUCAUCAAAAGUCACAUUUUGCAACAAAUCAAAUGAUAGCAUUAGCAUGGAUAUUUGCUAUCGCUUGCGCUCUACCUCAACUCUUUGUUUUUCACGUAUAUAUUUUACCUGAUGAUAAACCACAAUGUGUUUCUGUUUGGACAGUGAUGAGAUUUCGUGAGUAUUUGCAACAAGAAAUGACGCAUGCACAUUAUUUGGAACAUACAGCAGCAAUUGAUUUGAUUACCAUUGGUGAUAAUCUUACAUUCACAAAAAAAUUUAAUAAUAUAAAUGAUACUGAUGAUAGUGAUAUGUUAAAAGUUCUUGAGCAUGAUUUAUUACAUCAUUGGAAUAGAAAUGCUGAAACAACUGGUACUAAUUCUUCUGAUAGAAGUGAUAAAAUAAAUCGAAAACGAAUUUAUCAUAUGUCAAUGCUAACGUUAAAUUUUUUAAAUCGACGAUGUAACGAAACUCUCGCAAUAGAACAAACAAAACAUCGACGAUCUUCCGUUGCAUGGAAAAAUACGGUUGCUUUAGCACGGCGAAAAACUCGACGAAAAGCUUUCCUGAUGCUUACACUAAAUAUGAUAUUCUGGACGCCGUACUGCGUUAUGGGUAUUUUGAGUACCAUUAUGGAAUUCGAUCAUUCCGGUUAUGAUUUCUUGAAUGCUCUUGUUGUCCUCAAUGCUGUCUCUAACUUAUUACUUUAG